Thunnus maccoyii (southern bluefin tuna) is the source of this 3765-nucleotide messenger RNA. RefSeq names its product toll-like receptor 13. Lineage: Eukaryota; Metazoa; Chordata; Actinopteri; Scombriformes; Scombridae. The transcript is spliced from 7 exons. Gene Ontology annotation, biological process: immune response; toll-like receptor signaling pathway. Gene Ontology annotation, cellular component: membrane. Gene Ontology annotation, molecular function: transmembrane signaling receptor activity; protein binding. Bases 97 to 2844 code for a protein of 915 amino acids. The record is from RefSeq and is a predicted model, not a curated record.
AUAAAUUAAACCAGCAUAAGAGGAGCAUAAGAGGAGCAUAAGAGGAUUUCUUAGUCAUUCUUCUGUGCAGUCUGUGCCAAGGUGCUGUCAAGCAAGAUGAUACGAGCGGUCCUGUUCCUUCUUUUGCUCAACACCCCGGCCUGCUGUGGUUUUGGCUUUAAAGGCUGCUCUCAGAACUUCCCCAUGACUGAGACCCUGUGGUGCUUCAACCACAACAUUGCUAACCUCUCUGAUGUUGUUAGCAUGAUCCCAGAUAAUAUAACAACAAUCAACCUGUCCAAGAACAAGAUCCAAGUCAUCCCACCUGGAUCAUUCAGUCAUGUGCUCAGGCUCAAACACCUGGACCUGAGCCAGAACAAGCUGGUGUCUCUAAAAGGAGGAGAAUUCAGAGGCUUGGACCUCUUGGUUUCUCUCAAUCUCACCAGCAACAACAUCUCACACAUCCGCUCCGAUGCAUUUGAUGGACUCGUCAGGCUACAAUCCCUCCUUCUGACCUAUAAUGCACUUGUUACAAUCUCUCAAGGUAUCUUUAAUUUCCUCCCACUGAUUCAAGAAGUCAACCUGUCUCUGAACAUGCUCAAGGCUUUCAGCUGUGAAGAGUCUGGUGGCUCCUCCACUCUUAGGCAGCUCGAUCUUUUAGCAAACAACAUCCGCAAGUUAAAUGUGAGCUGUUUCCCUGCCCUUGAGUACAUCAGGUUGUCCAACAACUCCGAGCUGGAGCUCCAGGCAGAUGUUUUUGCCUCCAACCGCAGGCUGAAGAGUCUGCUUCUCCAGGGAGUUAAAGCAGAAGUGCUGGUGGGACUUUCUGAGGAGACAAAGAGGAAUCUCUCUCAGGUGUCAUUUUCUUUGUUUGUGGAGAGAUCUCCAUUUACCAUCUGUGGAUUGCUGAAAGGAAUGGACCAGCUUGAGAGAGUAGAGGUUGACUUGAAAGGAUCCAAGUUACCUCAGCGUAACUCCAGCCUCCUGGACUGUGCCACUCCACAAGUGGUGUUUAUUGUGCAUGCAAACCUUGGGAAUGUCGCCCAGUUGACAUUGGGUAAAGGAAACACAAGCAGACUCUAUCUCAACAACUGUGGGCUGAAGGAGAUAUCUCGUGCUACAUUUGACGGUUACAGUAGACUGAAAACACUGCAGCUGAAUCAAAACAAGGUCGUCAUUCAGCAGGAUACUUUUCAAGGCCUGACCAGUCUCACCUUUUUGAGCUUUGACAGGAGCAAAUUACGAGACAUUGACCCCAACUGGUUCAUCCCUCUGAAGAGUCUGACUCGCCUGUCUCUCAUGAAAAAUGAAAUCACUGAGUUGACACCAAAGGUAUUCAGUGCCCUCACCCAACUUGAGCAGCUCUACCUGCAGUUCAAUCUGCUAAAAUAUAUCACCAGGGAGCCUUUCAGUAAGCUACGGAAGCUGAAUAAGCUCAACCUCAGUUUGAACAUAAUUGAUUUCAUUGAAGAAGGCUCCUUCCGAGAUCUGAUGAGUCUCAGGUACCUGGACUUAAGUGGGAACCGCAUCAAGAGGCUGACACCAUCCAUUCUGUCUGGCCUGAUGAAUUUGAAGGCAUUUAUUCUGUACAACAACCGUCUCCAUUUUAGAUCAUAUGAAGCUCCUUUCAUCAGCCUUACUUCUCUGGAGUAUCUGGAGAUGAACUACCAGGGACCUGGAGGUCGAGGCAUUGGUAAUAUUGGACCAGAUUUCUUUCGAGGUCAGCGUCAACUUACCUCACUGGCCAUCGGGCACAGCAUCAACGUCGACUUCCAUUGUGACGCCUUUGCUCCUCUGGUCAGACUGAAGUACCUGUACAUAGCAGGGGUGAUUAUGAAAUCGACCAACCUGAGUGCAGUGUUGUCCCCUCUGAAAAGCCUGAAGAAGCUGACUCUUUACAGGGCAGACCUGGAUACUCUGCCUGCUGACCUGUUGCCUCCAGAUAAUUCACUGGAAGUCCUCAAAGUCCAGUCAAACCACCUCCAUACUGUGAACAAAACGAUGCUGGACGUUCUGCCGAGAUUGCGUGUUUUGGACAUUACAGAAAAUCCACUUACCUGUACCUGUGACAAUGCCUGGUUCAAGACCUGGGCUGUCCACAAUGCUCAUACACAGGUGUCCUACCUGUACGACCUCCAAUGUGACAACGACAAGAGAUCUUCCUAUCUGUGGCAGUUCGAUGAUAAAGCCUGCUCCUUCGAACAGAUUUCCUUCAAUCUCUUCAUCACCUUUUCUGUGAUGGACGUGUUGUUUGUGUGUGUGUGUCUGGUCUGGCACACACAAGGCCCUACCCUGCGCUACCUGCUGCUCAUCCUCAAGGCAAAGGUACAUGGGCGUAAGGGGGCAGCAAGGCCCAAAUUCCAGUAUGAUGCAUUCAUUUCGUAUAGCUCCAAGGAUGAGGCCUGGGUGAUGAGGCAGCUGGUGCCCAAUCUAGAGAAGCCAGCUUCUGGUUUACCGGGGCUCAGGCUAUGCCUCCACCACAGAGACUUCCGCCCGGGUACUGCCAUCUUGGAGAACAUCGAGGCUGCCAUCUACAACUCUCGUCACACCAUUUGUAUAGUGACACGUCACUUCCUGCGAAGUGAGUGGUGCUCUGUGGAGUUUCAGCUGGCCAGCCUGAGGCUUCUGUGUGAUGGCAGUGAUGUCCUGCUGCUGGUGUUCCUAGAGGAGAUACCUGACCACUGUCUGUCUCCCUACACACGCCUACGCAAGAUUGUACGCAAGAAAACCUACCUGCUGUGGCCAGAGAAACCACAAGAGCAGGGCGCUUUCUGGGUCAGACUGGUAGAUGCUCUGAAAGACAAUGAGGAUGAGGAGGAGGAAGGAAGAGGAGGAGAGGGAGAGUUAGCGCCGCUAAUUGGCUAGGCCAAAUGCUAACUAUUUGAAAUACCCAUAAUUAACUUUUCAAGGCCUGGCUAGGCUGUCAAAUUACUUCAUUUGACAAGAAAUAAGUAAAUAAUAACCAAGGUAAUAUGAAAUCAUUGUAGUGGAAUUACUCGGUAAUAACAAGAAAAACAACAAAUAGCCAAAGUAGUGUAGUGACAAUUUCUUGUAUUGAAUUGGCUUAUAGUUACGGAGUAACACAUUUUUAAAAAAUAACUGGGAAAACUCUUUCUAGACAAUAAGUUGUAUGGCUUCAUGCUGCCAAAGCUUAAAACUACUGCUUCCAAAUAAAAAGUCAAAGACACACAGUACUUUACCUGAGUACAUUUUCACAUCCUGUAUUAUGUAAUAGGAAUUGUUUGCCAUAUAUGUGGUUGGUUUCCACAUUAAAAUGAUAAUUACCUUUCUGUGGUUUGUAACAUGUAGUAAAUGUUCUGAAAUGUGUUUUUUUUUAAGUAUUUUCCAAUUAAUAAUUGAAGACAAGGGAAAUACCAAGAAAUGCCAUGUUAUUACCUUCCUAUGGCCUGUUAAGUGUAAUGGCCGCUGUUUCUUUCAAAGUGGCAGUUUAUAUAAUAUAAAUAAAUACCAGGAACACACCUUUCUAUGGCUCAUAUAUUUGCUUUUUUCACAUUUGUGAGUGGAGACCUAAAAUCAUCUCAACCUGCUUCAGAAAACCUGCUUCUGUACAACAUAUUUGUUAAGAGACCGGUUUUAAAAGACCAUAUUUGAGUUCUAUUUUGGUUUUGUGAUUAUUUUAGAAAUGCUGUCUUAGCUAUGAUGAUAUAUAGUAUAGUGAGCAAUAAGAAUGAUUCUUUCUAUGCUUAUUUGUUCUGUUCCUUAUGCCAAGUGGUGAAAAUAAUUACAUUUACUGUCCAUAAUCAUCAACUGGCGUGCUGACUUAAA